This is a messenger RNA of Drosophila grimshawi, 1384 nucleotides long. It is a transcript of the gene Cpr47Ee, whose product is annotated as putative mediator of RNA polymerase II transcription subunit 26. Bases 159 to 1265 code for a protein of 368 amino acids. Gene Ontology annotation, molecular function: structural constituent of chitin-based larval cuticle. NCBI's taxonomy places the organism in Eukaryota, Metazoa, Arthropoda, Insecta, Diptera, Drosophilidae. The transcript is spliced from 3 exons. The record is from RefSeq and is a predicted model, not a curated record. Gene Ontology annotation, cellular component: chitin-based extracellular matrix.
GCAGUCGUUGCAACUAGUUCGGCUAGAUCAGUACUCAGUACUCAGUACUCGAUACCCGACACACACCCCCUCUUCCAAGUGAAACAACAUCAGUUUUAUCGAGCGUGUAAUUUGUGAAACGUUUUUCCGCGAGAUUUAUGACAUCGGCGACAGCCUAAAUGCCUUCCAAAUUCAGCGUGCGCCAUAUGCGGUGCUUGGUGUUUUGUGUGCUGUGGCUGGCACUAAUUCAGGCUGGAAGCGCCCAGUUGCCAAGUGCACCCUUCCAGCAGUCGCCAUUCCAGCAACGGCAGUCAAUCGCACAGUUGCCACAGCAGUCGCCAUUUCAGCGCCAGCGUCAGCAGCAAACGGGGCAGGGUCUCUUUGCGGCUCAAGGCAAUCCUUUGAAUCAAUUGAGUCCACUGAAUCCUUUGGCAGCGCCCAUUGUUCCGCUUGGCCAGAAUCCCUACGGUCGCUACAAUCAGUACUCGCAGCAGCAGCAGAACUAUGUGCCCAUCACUGCCUACCAGAACGAACUCAAUCUUGAUGGCAGUUUCUCUUACGGCUAUGCGUCAGCAGAUGGCACCAUGGCCCAGGCCCAGGGAUAUGUCAAGAAUCUCGGCUAUGGCGAGGGCGUGGAGGCUCAGGUCAUCCAGGGCUCGUAUUCGUAUACCUCGCCCGAGGGCACACCCAUCACGGUGCGCUACAUAGCCGAUGAGAAUGGCUUUCGGGCCGAAGGCACUGGCAUACCUGCGACUCCCCAAUACUUUGUGGGCGCUCAGACGUAUCAGCAGGGUGUCAUCAAUCCCAAUUUAAACCCCUAUCAGACGCCGUUUCGACAACUGCCUCAAUCGCCAACAUCGCCAUUUCGCCCAGUGCCCGGACAACAACUGACGCCACUGCAGCAGCAACAACAACAACAGCAGCAACAAUUGCAACAGCAACAGCGCAAUUUGGCCAACACUGGACAAUAUCAGCCAGAGCAAGGACUUAACUCCUUGCUUUCGGGCAAUUUGCCUGCCCAAUAUGCGGGUCAGUUUGGCAACAAUUUAACACCACAGCAGCAGCAGCAGCAGCAACAGAAUCUCAACCAACAGCAGAGUCUUAAUCAGCAGCAGCAACAACAGCAACAGCAACAACAACAACAGCAACAAAAGGAUCAACGGAAUGAACAACAACAACAGGCGUUGAUAACACAACAAUUGAGAGGUAGACCCAAUCAGCUUGUGGACCCAUCAUAUGCAUAUAACCAGUACAACAGGCGCUUCAAGAAGUCCUCCAAGAUUUGAGAAAUCAAUUGAACUUUUUUAUAUUGCUCAGUAUUGUUCAGUAUUACGAAAUUCAUUGCGAAUUAGUCGAUUUAGUCGCAUUCAAAUGCAUGAAAUACAUGCGCCUUAAAAAAACCAAA